GCGGAGGGCACAUGGCGCCAUAGCGAAGCUUGCGUCGAGAUGAACCGAAGUCGUGAAGGCGGCGUGUCUGUCUGUGGCUCCUACAAAAAGAUGGACGAAAUUGCCCCUACGUGGGCAUGUAUUGUAAUUAAUUAAGUAGGGGUAUUUCAGACUUUCCAGUGGAGGGAUUAGAGGAUAAGAAGAGAGGGAUGAGCAGCUCUCCAACUCGGCCGUUCAUUUGGAGUGCCCCUCCUCCUCUCUUGUUCCUCUCUUUUCUUCCUCCCCUUCUCCAUCUAGGGUUAGGGAUUGAUAUGGAUUUUUGAGAGGUUUGGAGCUAUGAAUUCUUACGGAAAGGAGGCCCUUCCCUCCUCGUGCCCUCCGGGCUUUUGAUUUGAGUUUAUUCGUUGUUCUACAUCUUGUUUUCCUGCUAGAUUUUAUUCUUGUUUCCGCCCCUUCGCGGCUUCUGUAGUUGGCGCAGAAAUUUAGGUCUUGGCAUGCGUGAGUUUCAAGCAAGGAGGCAGGUAGGUGCCUUUGGGGUGCGUGUGCAGGGAGACCAGCGCUAGCACAUCAGGAAGAGCAGCGCUGGUGGUGCAAGGCGGGCUGGGCUUUGGUGCUCGGCUUGGCUUUGGACUUCACAGGCGACGCAACAGAGCAGAGCAGCCUACAGGCUUGGCCUGCACGCGGCCGUUGGAGAGGGCGGCGGUCUCCGACCAGCAGCUGCAAGCGGCGCAGAUCCUGCCGCAGAGCGCCUGCCGGCCUUGGUAGGCUGCAGCGGCCUGCAGAGGGCGCAGGUGCGGCCGGGAGAACGGCACAGGCAUGGGGAGCGUCCAACUCAGGUGAGAGCGACACAAGGUGAGCAUCUGAACUUCUUGAUUACUUGUUCUUGUGCAGGGAAGUGGAUCGAGUGAGCACGAGUAAAAUCCCGACACAGAUUGAGUUCGUUCUUCAUCAAUCACCCUCCGCCCGUAAGCUGUUCGAUGAAAUCUCUCGCUUGAUUUUCAGCAGCUAGUUUUAUCUUUAGUUUGUUGUCACUAAUGCUCAGAGGUGUUUUGCAUGCUUAGUGGACUAAUGUUGAUUAAUAUGCUGCGUUCUUAGUUAAGUGAAGUUUUUGCUAGCUUUUGCUUUGUGUCAAGCUUUCGACUUUGCUUAAUAUCGGCUUCCGCUUUGUGUCGUGUUUGGCUCGAGUGAUUCGCCUUUCACUUGCUUUCGCUUUGCGUCGAGCUUUUCCUAACCGUUUCUACGGUGAACUCGUCACGUGUUGGCGUGUGUCACCUCGGCAGUUAGAAGAGAGGUGCAUCGGGUUGAAUUCGAAACAUAGGCCUUGUUCUCUUGGAGAAUUUUUAAAGGCUCUCAUUCACCCCCUUCUGGUCACCUGUCCGGUCCUUCAAUUGGUAUCAGAGCGGGUUGGGAUCUCUCCUUGCCUUAACCGGUGUCUGUGAUCCACGAGGCGACCACGGAGAAGGUGGUUUUGCUUGCGGAUUCGGUUUUUCACGAUUUGAGCUCAUUUUCACUAACGUUAACCGGUGCUUUGAGUUAUGGCACCAAGCUCCUCUUCUUGUGUGUCUUUUUCCACAGAUUUCGAUCGAAGUAUGAUUGCAACCGGCGAUGAUCGCAAGUCGACUAACAAGCAAAAUGAUCGAGAAGCUCUAAAACAAAAGCAUCGCAAGCUAGCUAAGAUCAAGGAGCGUGCCUACGCUACCUCUCUCGAUGACAUUGUCUUCGACAAUGACGAUGAUGCUCUUUGGCCGAACAAGGAUGAGGAUGAUCUUGAUGUGAUGGAUCGACUCGAGCUCAAAGUGAAGGAUGGGCUUUCAAUCAUUGAUCUCGUACCCGAGCUUGAGAAGGUGAGCAAAGAUAAACUCAUCAAUGAUAUGCUGCAUCUUGUGUCUCGAGUUUGUGCCUGUGAUAACAAAAAUUGCUAAACUUGAAAAUUCUUGUGAUGCUUUGCUUGAUGAAAAUGAGAAAUUGAAUAUGAACAUGUCUAGUGAUAAGUGCAUGAUUUCUAGGCUUGGUAGUGUGAAUGCGCCUAUCUCUUACAAGUCUAGUGAUGCUUUGCCUUGUGAUUCUUGUGACAGCUUGCUUGCUAAGAAUGAUGAUUUAAAUGCUUCUCUUGCUUGCUUGAAAUCUGAAAAUGACAUGUUAAAAUCUAAUGCCUCUAUGCCAUGCAAUUCAUGUGUUGCUUUACAUAGUGAUCUUGAUAAGGCUAGAGAUGAAGUUGUUUUGUUGAAGUCAAAUGCUUCUUUACCAUGUGCUUUAUGUGAGUCCUUGAAGGCUGAAAUUAAAGAAUUAAAAUUGACUCACACCACUUGUGUAGAACAACUUGAGCAUUCUAGGGCUGAAAUUAUUGAGAUAAAAUCUUUGCCUAGUGCUAUGUGCUCUUUGAAGGAAAAUGGUGAUGCUUGCCUAGCUUCUAUUGAUAAUCAUGAUGCUUUGCAUGGUAUCUCUAAAAUUGAUGCAUCUCCUAUCAUUUGCACUACAUGCAUUGAUUUGAAAAGUAAAGUUGAGGCUUUGAAGCGAAUACUCGAUGAUAUGAGCAUCAAGUUGGUUGAGCACAAUGAUAUGAGUGCUCGCUUUGAGAUAGAAGUUGAUCUCUUGCGUACCACAUAUGCUAAGUGCAUUGAGGAGCAAGUGGAAAGCUUUAGAAAUGCUCCGUGUGGUACUUGUGAUCGUCUCAAGUCUGAGAAUGAGUUUUUGAGCAAGAGAUACAAGAGUCUUUGUGCUAAGUCCUUUGAUUCUCGCGAUUCUUGUAACUCCGAUGAUGGUGUUUCCAAACUUGCUUCUUCCCAACCGGAGUUGGCUUCAGUUGAGCGUGAGUCUUUGGAUUUCAGUACUUCUGCUUGUGCUUCGGAUAGCUCUUUCAUAGCUAUUCCUAAGCCUGUUGCUUCUUCCGGUGUUGCCCAAAGUGAUUCAGAUGGCAAGGGUGCUUCUCACUUCUUUGGAGCUCAUAUUUCUAAACCUAAGUUCCAUUGCACCUUUUGCAAGAAAGAUGGGCACAGCGUUGAGUUUUGCUUUCGCCGUGUCAAACACGAGCGACGUGUGCGUGUCAAAGCUUCUAGAAUGUCAUGUAGCCUUCCCCAUGGCACAUGUGAUUCUAAAUUGGGCACCAAGUAUAGAGUUGAUGCUUCUGGUUCUAAGUCCCAAGGGACUUCUCACUUUAGAGAGAAUGGUGAUUCAUCCUCUCGGACCGUGUCUCGAUGUAGGCCUUUGUACCAUUGCCCCUUUUGUGAGAAAGAUGGGCACCAAGUGAACUUUUGCUAUCGCCGUGCAAGACGCAUGUGGCGAGUUCGUGCUUCUAGGCCUUUGGUUGUUCAUAGCCCAUCUGAUGGCAUGAGCACUCGUGUGCCUAGUAAGAAACCACGUUUCAUUGAUGGGUUCUUUGACUCCUUUUCUAGUGGGUUUUGUCGUGUACGUGGACAUGCUUCUAAUGCUUCUCGUAUCGGUCCAUGACACGCUUCUCGUGAUGCUUGUGUUGGUUCUUCUUCUAGACCCUCGGGAGACCAUUGCUUUUUUGCUACUGGAAGCACUCGUUUUUCUUCUCGAGUUGCUCUUUCGAGGUGUGCUUCCAAGGGUGUUUCAAGUUCUUCUCAUUUGAACCAGCAUCUGCAACAUGCUAACCCACAUGACAAGUUGAGUGCACCUUUUACACGUGUUGCCAAGUCUUUGGUUCCCAAGUCCCUGCUUGCUAUCCCUUUAGGAUCCAAGACUCGGGCUUGUUUGUCCUCUGAUGUGUAGGUACGAGGACGCGGGGUGGAGGACAUGAGAUUCGAUGAAACUUGAUCUUUGCCUGGAGAUGAUCAAGACUUGAUGGUUCUCCACGCCUUUUGCAUAUGACCCUUGAGAGGUCUUGUACACUAUGCUUUGUGAGUUUUACCCAUGUACAUUAUUUUGCAUUUGUAUCAUAUUGUAUAUAUACCCUGGUAGGCUAGCCACUUUUCUUGUUAGCAUGCGUAUUUCUCUCAUAUAUCUUAUCAUGCUAGCAUUGUGGUAUAUAUGUGGAUUAGUCCUUUUUUGUUUUCUUGUUAGUGUGUGAUCCUCAUGAACCUCGUGGCAUGAUUUCUUAUAUGCUUCAUUUUGUAAAAAUGACAUGUGGUUCAUUUGGUAUCAUUUUUGUGGCUCUUUUUGUAUAGACUCCUUUGUAGCUAGUUGACAUGUUUGCAAGUCCAUGCUUUUAUUCAUUCAAUUGGAAUCAUGUUGCAAUGCUUUGAUCCCUCACAUUUGAUAUCUCCAUUGCAUUGUUUAACAUGAAUUGAGCUUUAACCUGCUUUGGGCUUGUCAUGUCUUCAAGUUGCAUUUUGCUUUUUCUUUGAGCUCACCCUCUCUUGUAAUUAGUUUUGGAGACUUUUAUUUGGUUUUUGUGUCCCUUCUUUUUCUAGCUUUGUUUUGCUAGAUGUCUUUGGUUGAAGGGGAGUUUGGGCUAAGGACUUUUGUUGGAUUUGAUAUCCAUUUUCAAUCUUUUUAAUUGGUAUCCAUUUUGGUCCUUCAAUUGGUACCUUUUUCAUGGUACUCAGUUGGGUCCUUGGGUGAUGCUUUUCUAUAUUUGCUGCGAGGAUCAGUCCAACUCCUCUUGAGCCCUCUUGAUUUGAGCUGAGCCCGCCUCUUCUUGUUUUUCAUUGGCAAUUGUAUCAUUUUGUAUAUUUGGCCUUUGUCUUUGGUUUUUGUAUACUCUUGUGACAUAUUGUUGCAUUGUUCUUCAUUUGUAUCAUAAUGCAUUAGUAUCAUUCUGAGCUUCUCCUAUGUGCCUUCAGUAUUCAUCUAUGCUCCUGUGAACUAAUGCUUGUGAUCAUGGUGUCGGUGCAAUGCGUUGCUUAUGCUCUUGAUGGUAUGAGAUAAAAAUCUUGUGAGCUAAGCUUUUAAAUUGGAUUUGAAUCAUAAUUGUCAAUCACCCAUGAGUAGCUUCUUGCUAAGUUUUGCUCUUGCUUAGGUUGCUAGUCCUAUGAUAGCUUGUGUUUGGAUGCCUGAUUCUUUACACAUGGCAUAUCAUUGUGCAUGUUUUGUUUUUCUAGAGGUAGUUUUGAUGUUGAGCUACACUUGUGCCAAGGGGCACCUCAUAAACCUUGGUUUCCUUCUUGUUCUAUCUGAAAAUGGUCAAAAUAUGAGUUUGCAAAAGAACUGCUUGUUACAUGCUGUUUCAAUUGCUUUUGUUGCAAAACUCUUUAUCAGGUUGCUCUGCUGUUACAUGUGCUUGCCAUAGAAGUAGGCACAUGGUUUCAGUGAGUUGAGAAAUAAGUAGGAAUGCUUUUGCAUGUGUUAGCAAUGAUCUUAUGUUGAGAAUUUGUCAUCCUUGUAUGAGCUCUUAUAAACUAGUUGAUCUAUGUCGGAGUGAUCAUUUAGCUAGUUGUUUGCUCAUGUGGUGAUAUCUAAAUUUUAAAUUUGCUUAAUACUCACUUGUAUGCUUUUGCCUCCUGAGUAUAUCAUAAUAUCCUCAUGAUGGCUCUGAAUGCUUGCUUUUGACCCGCUUCUCAUGUUUUAGUUCACUUGUAGCAUAUUUCAAUGCUUUUGGUCCAUCUGAGAAGCUUUGUAGGUUGCACCCUUUCAUUCAUGCUCUCAUGUGUUUCAUGACAUAUCACAUUGGGAGGGUUUUGCAUUUGACGGGGAGCAUCCUUUCUUUUGCUCUCGUAGCAUGCUUUCAGGGAGAGUGCAUGUGUUCAGGGGGAGCGUGUGAGCUUCUUGUGCUCUUUUGCUUAGCUGCAUAUGCUUAGGGGAGCUUGUGAGUUCUAUGCUCUUUUGAGAUCAUUGGUUCUCGUCUCGGUUGUGGUGAGCCAUUGCCCAUGUCUUUGGGAACCGAGACUUCUCCAAGUCGAUUUGGCCUUUGUAAUGUAUCUCAUGCAAGUGACUUUGAUAUUGGCUUUUAUGUGGCUUUUAUUCACUUAUAUACGAGUUUUACUUGGAUCUGGAUCACUUGGAUGAUAUUUUUGACUUUUGCCUCAAACCAUUUUUUGUGCUUUAAUGUUGUCAACACACUCAUCAAGGGGGAGAUUGUGAAAAUCAAGUUGAUAUGAACCUUGAUUUGAUAGUGAUUAGCGUUUGACAAAUUGAUGAAAUGGUUUUGAUGGCAUUUUGGGAGUUCUGAGCUCUAUGAGAUUUUGUGUGUCUCUUUUGCUCUCGUGUGUGAGAUUGUGAGCUUUGUGAGAUUUUGUGUCUCCUUUGCUCGUGUGCCAAUUGUGUUGAGCUUUACCUCUUCUUGAGGGAUCGGCUUUUGGUUCGAGUUAUCGAUUUGCACAUGAUCGGUGUUGAGCCCUUUCUGCCUUUUCUUGAGGGAUCAUGUGCUUUGUCUCAGUUGUGUCGAGCUUUUACCCUUGUCUUUGGGAGCUGAGACAUUUCAUUUCGAGAGAUCUUGUGUUUGUCUUUUCACAUGGUUUUUGGAUCUCUUGAAUGAGCUUCUUUUUCUUCUUCUUCUGUUAAUCUUUUCAUAUGAUGAAAUUGUGCUGGGUGUUGUCAAUGCACUCAUCAAGGGGGAGAUUGAGGACCAAUGGUGGCCACCCUUGGAUGAUAAGUGAUUGACAACAGCGUGUGGAUUUGAUGUGUCUCUUGGCUCGUGAUGUGCAGGUGUAGGAUGCGGCAUGAUGGUCGAUGACGAGCGGUGAAGGUCAGGCGAAAGAUUCAUGCUGAUGGACCGUGGUGAAUGAUGGUCGCGAGUAGGCUCGGUGGAGCGAAAGGUUCAUGCCGAGGGACCAAGACGGUGAAGGGUGAAUGCGAAUAGGCCUGGACCGAGGGACCCGUGGUGGCCGGGCGAAGUCAUGGGCGGUCCACAUGGUGCGCAGAAGGGCAAGAGUACAUGGUGAUAAAGACGGCGUCGGCCAAGUUGGCGAGGACGAUAGCGAGUCAAGUAGGCGGUCCGUGCGGCGGACGCGCGCGAAGGACUCAAAGGCGUCAAGGCUCGGCGGGAGGCCGGACACGCGUCGACAUUGGCGGUUUGAUAGGUUUGGCCUCAAAACCGGGGAGUCAGUCACGUCGUGUGGCGGCGUGCGAGAGAGUUUGACCGGUUUGGCCUCAACACCGGUGGAGACAGGUUUGACCGGUUUAGGUCUCAAAACCGGGGGCGGAUUUGGCGCGGUCAAGGUCCGGGCGGAGGGCACAUGGUGCCAUAGCGAAGCUUGUGUCGAGACGAAGCGAAGUCAUGAAGGCGGUGUGUCUGUCCGUGGCUCCUACAAAAAGAUGGACGAAAUUGCUCCUGCGUGGGCAUGUAUUGUAAUUAAUUAAGUAGGGGUAUUUCAGACUUUCUAGUGGAGGAAUUAGAGGAUAAGAAGAGGGGGAUGGGCAGCUCUCCAACUCGGCCGUUCAUUUGGAGUGUCCCUCCUCCUCUCUUGUUCCUCUCUUUUCUCCCUCCCCUUCUCCAUCUAGGGUUAGGGAUUGAGAUGGAUUUUUGAGAGGUUUGGAGCUAUGAAUUCGAAGGGAAAGGAGGCCCUUCCCUUCUCGUGCCCUCCAGUCUUUUGAUUUGAGUUGAUUCGUUGUUCUACAUCUUGUUUUCCUGCUGGAUUUUAUUCUUGUUUCCGCCCCUUUGCGGCUUCUGUAAUUGGUGCAGAAAUUUUGGUCUUGGCGUGCGUGAGUUUCAAGCAAGGAGGCAGGUAGGUGCCUUUGGGGUGCGUGUGCAGGGAGACCAGCGCUAGCACAUCAGGAGGAGCAGUGCUGGUGGUGCAAGGCGGGCUGGGCUUUGGCGCUCGGCUUGGCUUUGGACUUCACAGGCGAUGCAACAGAGCAGAGUGGCCUACAGGCUUUGCCUGCACACGGCCGUUGGAGAGUGCGGCGGUCUCCGACCAGCAGCUGCAAGCGGCGCAGAUCCUGCCGCAGAGCGCCUGCCGGCCUUGGUAGGCUGCAGCGGUCUGCAGAGGGCGCAGGUGCGGCCGGGAGAACGGCGCAGCCACGGGGAGCGUCCAGCUCAGGUGAGAGCGACACAAGGUGAGCAUCUGAACUUCUUGAUUACUUGUUCUUGUGCAGGGAAGUGGAUCGAGUGAGCACGAGUAAAAUCCCGGCACAGAUUGAGUUCGUUUUUCAUCAAUCACCCUCCGCCCGUAAGCUGUUCGAUGAAAUGUCUCGCUUGAUUUUCCGCAGCUAGUUUUAUCUUUAGUUUGUUGUCACUAAUGCUCAGAGGUGUUUUGCAUGCUUAGUGGACUAAUGUUGAUUAAUAUGCUGCGUGCUUAGUUAAGUGAAGUUUUUGCUAGCUUUUGCUUUGUGUCAAGCUUUCGACUUUGCUUAAUAUCGGCUUCCGCUUUGUGUCGUGUUUGGCUCGAGUGAUUCGUCUUUCACUUGCUUUCGCUUUGCGUCGAGCUUUUCCUAACCGUUUCUACGGUGAACUCGUCACGUGUUGGUGUGUGUCACCUCGGCAGUUAGAAGAGAGGUGCAUCGGGUUGAAUUCGAGACAUAUGCCUUUUCUCUUGGAGAAUUUUUAAAGGCUCUCAUUCACCCCCUUCUGGUCGCCUGUCCGGUCCUUCACAUACACUUUAAACACAAAACAACAUUUCAAUUUACUAGAAACAUCAUGGCUUUCACUCAACUUAAGUCUAAUAGCACAAGUUGCAGAUGAAAACAUAUAUAUUUCCAUCAAUAAGAUCUGAUGAGUUUCCUUACAACUAAGGGCACCAUUUUUCAGAAGAUUUAUGUGAUGCCUGAAUAUUGCCACUAGAGCUGCUGGCAUUAGAUGUUCUAGCAACAGUCAUAACUAAUGGUCCCUUUCCUUUUCCACAACUGAUGUGGAACCUCAAUUGUUGGAUUAUUUCCCAUUAGUAAUACGUGAAGCAAAUGACAGAAUAUAAUAAUACAUAUGGUGAUGAGCAUAUGGGCUCUUGGGUCCCAAUGUAACUAUUAAGGGUCCGAAAUUCAACAUGUUCCACCCCCACAUGCAUGUUAACGUACGUGUUGGGGGUCAAGUCUGCUUUCGACAUGGGACUUCUUGAUGCAUUGGUGUAUCGACACAUCCGUCCAGGUGUAGUACACUGUACAAGGGUUCUGUUUAGAUGGACUAAAAUAAAAAGACUAAAAAUUAGUCCGAUGUGUAGUAAUAGGCUAUAUGAACUAAUCAUGGACUAAUCAAGAUUAGUAGAUUCUAACCAUAGUCACCGAAGUUCCCGAGGCGAUGGAUCAAGGAAUAAGGAACGGGAAACGGGAAUGACACUUAGGAUGUACUUUACAUUGCGGGAACGAAAACGAUCCCACAUUCCCACCUUCCUGUCCCGAAACAGUGAGUGUUCCCGAAUAGUGGAACGCAGCCCAGUGACUAUGAUGAUUCUAACUUCCAAUUAGCUAUUAUAUCCGUAUAAUUAGUUCAACAAUUAGUCCAUAUCUAUAUCUAUACUUACUACUAAAGCGAGUAAUGUUUCCACCUAAAUUUUUGGUUUGAUCCGUAUUAUGUCAUUGACAGGUGGGCCUUAGUUUAUCCUGUCCGAAAUCUCAAUCGGAUUCCGAACAAUCAAUACCUAGCACAACCACAACACGGACUUUAUACGUAGUGAAUGGCUACAAAGUUGGUGAAAUUACUUUUUUGAUGAUAUUAUAUAAAUCUAUUAUAUUACUCAUAGCAACGCAAAAGCACUAUGCUGAUUUAUUAUAAUUAGUCCACGCUAAAUUUAUAGACUAGAAAUUAGUCGUGGGAUCCAAACAGGAUCAAAUGUGUUUUGGAGUCUGAGUAGGACUCAGACCUGUCAGAUAGAUACCUUCUCCGGCCCAAAAGGACUAAAGGAGAAAAGCAACCGGCCAUCGAGUCGAAGGAAACGAUUAGGGCGGCCCUCGCGCGGCGCGAAGCUUAGCUUGUUUCACCGCUCCAUCCCCGCCGCCGCCGUCGUUCCCGUUCUCCCCUGGCCGGAUCGUUGAUGACGUGCGGCGCGGUCGACGGCGCGUCGCCGUUGCUGGACCCGGAAGAGGGAUGCUGCAUGCGCCAUGGAUGUGCCCGCCGGGAGGGACCCCAUCAAGAUGGCGGCGGAGAGGGCCGCCAAGUUCAUCUUCCGGGGAGUUCUGAUCUUACUGUGGCUGUAUUUAUUUGAUUCAAUGAAAAGAUAUGCGAUCAACUACACAGCGGAGAUACAUGGUUUACCACGUUCGCUGCGAUUGUUGUUUCUAUACCUAUAGCUGAAAUCUUUUGCAUCUUGGACCAGACCUUGGUAGCCCCCAUUCUUCCUGCUGUUGGAUCACCAACGCCGUGCAGAGACUGUGGCUGUGCUUGCAACACCGCUGCAAAUGGCAAGGUCCCUAACGAGGAGGCGGACGCAUUAUUCCUCGACCUCGAGAAUGGACCCAUGGAUUACACUACAGCGCCACCGCAGCCAGACAUCAUGACGAAGAUUGCCACCAUGGUUGGAAUGACGGAGGCUGAAAAAGUGGCACUGGAUAUGGACGCCGCAAGGAUCACUAAAUGCAUUUUCCGGGGGUUGUUGGUCUUACUGUGGGUGUAUUUGGUCGAUUUACUGAGAAGAUAUGUGACCACCCACGAAAUAGGAGAAGUAUUUUUUUACUAUGUGUCCUUUGGGUAUUCUUGCAGUGUGUGUGUCUGCGUUCUUUUGCUUUUUGAUGGAGAGCUUCAGUGAAUAUAUCCUUUCACUGAAAGCUUCAUAUUGAGCUUCCUUGUAAUUAAAUCAGCAAAGCCAAGAUCCAUUUGGCUAUGUUUUGGUAUCAAAUGAAAAGUAGCAGUGUGCGAGACCCA
Molecule: messenger RNA, 10609 nt
Organism: Panicum virgatum (switchgrass)
Lineage: Eukaryota; Viridiplantae; Streptophyta; Magnoliopsida; Poales; Poaceae
Exons: 3
Coding region: 1846-3426 (526 amino acids)
Source: RefSeq, a predicted model, not a curated record